Siniperca chuatsi (mandarin fish) is the source of this 5243-nucleotide messenger RNA. It is a transcript of the gene tbc1d17, whose product is annotated as TBC1 domain family, member 17. The record is from RefSeq and is a predicted model, not a curated record. Gene Ontology annotation, molecular function: GTPase activator activity. Gene Ontology annotation, biological process: activation of GTPase activity. Lineage: Eukaryota; Metazoa; Chordata; Actinopteri; Centrarchiformes; Sinipercidae. The coding region runs from base 129 to 2015 and encodes 628 amino acids. The transcript has 17 exons.
UGCACUACGGUCUGAUUGGCUCGCGUUCCUGCCAUGACGUCUGUUUGGGGGCGGGGCUUUUCGUAGGCAGGAAGUAUGACGUAACGUUUAUUUUGGAAAAACGAAGUCGAGACAGAGGUGACGGAAGAAUGGAGCAAAACGUUGAGGAUUACAAGCUGAUAUUUGAGAAGGAGGGGGUGUACCUCCACACAAAUGCCAAAAGGAGUAACCAGGACACAACCAUCCCCGGGUUCAUCCGCAUUGUGGAGCGGGCCGGGGUGCCGGCUUUAGAGUGGAGCCCACUGGAGGAUGAGGGUCGCAGUGCCCCUGCUGUACUCUACACCAAAAAGGAUGGAGAAGGAGGGGACGAGGAUACCAACUUCGACCCUGGGUAUGAGCCAGACUGGGCAGUUAUCAGCACAGUGAAGAAAGAUCGAGAACAUGUCCCGGUCAGAGAUUCAGGUCAGUGGUCGUUCUCUCUGCCUCUCUCAGAGUUAUACUCUCUUCGGAGGGCUCGGUUCUCCUUGGGUCGAAACUUCCUGGUGCUGACUAGUAGAGGGGGGCACCCACUGCCUCCUCUGCACUUCCACCGAGGAGGAACCAGGGAGCUGCUUAGGGCCCUGAACCAUUACAUCAUCCUGGACCAGUCACCGCUUGACGGGCGGCUCUUCCUUGCCUACCCUCAAGACUCAGGUGCUCUCUCUCAGUCCUUCGAUAAGCUGCAGCUCCUUGACGAUGGAGGCUCGGAUCUGGUUUCGAGAUUUAUCCAGGACCCAUAUGCCACUACAUUUGGUGGAUUCUCCAAAGUCACCAAUUUCUUCAAGGCGGCACUUCGACCUCCAGAUUCCCCCGUCUACUCCCGUACUCCUCAGGAUCCUAGUUUGCCCCCCCAGUCCGAUGAAGAGCCCGGCUUCGAACUCAUCAACUGUGGGGUAGAGCUUGGUCCCAGACCAGACGCAACCAGGGGACAACCUUUGGACAAAUGGGAGGAGUUUCUGGACCCAGCGGGGCGACUGAAGAACCCAGAGAGGAUCAAAGAGCUAGUGUUCAGAGGGGGCGUCACACCGUCCCUGAGGAAGGAGGUAUGGAAGUUCCUCCUGGGCUUUUAUCCAUGGAACAGCACUGCCAGGGAAAGAGAGGACAUUCUGCGGGUCAAAACGGAUGAGUACUUCAGAAUGAAGGUGCAGUGGAAGUCAGUCAGUGAAGAGCAGGAGAUGAGGAACUCCCUCCUCAGAGGAUACAGAAGCCUGAUAGAGAGAGACGUCAACAGGACGGACAGACACAAUACGUUCUUCUCUGGGAACGACAAUCCAGGACUGACUCUGCUUCAUGAUGUGCUGAUGACAUACUGCAUGUACAACUUUGAUCUUGGUUAUGUCCAGGGGAUGAGUGAUCUCCUUUCUCCUCUCCUGUUCGUCACCCAGAACGAGGUGGAGUCCUUCUGGUGUCUGACAGGCUUCAUGGAGCUGGUGCACCAGAACUUUGAAGAGUCUCAGGAGGCCAUGAAGCAGCAGCUCCUUCAGCUCAGUAUCCUGCUGAAGGCUCUGGACCCAGAGCUAUGUGACUUCCUGGACUCUCAGGACAGCGGCUCUCUUUGCUUCUGUUUCCGCUGGCUGCUCAUCUGGUUCAAGAGAGAGUUUUCCUUCGAGGACAUCCUCACCAUGUGGGAGGUCCUCUGGACUCGUCUUCCAUGUGACAACUUCCACCUUCUGAUCGCCUGUUCAAUCCUGGAGUCCCAGAGAGGAGAGCUGAUUGGCUCAGACCACGACUUUAACACUAUUCUGAAGCACAUUAAUGAGUUGACGAUGAAGUUGGACUUGCAGAGUGUUCUGCGUGGAGCAGAGGCCAUCUACCUACAGCUGAUUCAGUGCAAGGAGCUUCCCCUCAAGGUGCAGCAGGUUCUGGGUCUCAACAUCCCCUCCAGCUCUGAGGAGGACAGCCCAGACUCCCAGGCCAGCGAGACACAACGCCUCCUCAGCCAAGCCCAGACAGGAGCUGCUUCAUGUAAUUCAGCACGCGGUCCCACCUAUCCUUAAAUCUGCAGGUCAGCUGGUGGACUGACAGCCUCCACGAAAUGUAUGGAAGAUAUUUAUAUAUGAAAAAAAUAUCUAUAUACUGUAUAGGAUCCAAUGAGAAGGAAUUAAGACAGUUUGGUGAAGACUGUUGUUUCUGUUUGUCAGAGGCAGGGGGCGUUGUUGAGGCUUUUUUUCUUUUAAUGUACCCAUGAAUGUUACAAUUCAAAAUGUUGAAACACUAAAGCCGUACUUGCAGUGCUCUUUUUCUUUGUGUAUGUUGUCCUCCUCCUUUUCCACGACAGCUUGUCGCUUGUUUACAUGUCCUGUGUCUCUGCUGAAGAGUACUGCCAUCCUUUCUACUCUCCCUCCUCCUUUUGAUGCUGCUGUUUUACCUUUUCACAAGUAAUUUAAUAAUUGUAGCCAUCUCUGCUUGACACUUGAGUUACAGUCUACUUUCAGUGCAUCUUGUUAUGUUUGGCUUAGAUUUGCCCUGCGUCCCCUCGCCACUGUUCCCGAAAAGGGAAGAGGAUGAAGGAUAAACUCACUGGCAGCGCCUUGUUAGUACUGUUUGAUGCCAUUCCAGCCCUAUGCAAAGUUUUUGCAUGCCUUAUAGUUUUCACAAGUGGCGCAGUAAUAUUUUAAGCUUUGUAAUUAUCUGUAUAAUGUCAUAACGUUUUCAUCCGCUGAUUAUUACCAAAUAAAUGGUUGAAUCUUAACAAAACAGGGCAUAUAAACUUUAUAUUUUUUUACUUUCAGUCAGGCAGUCUCAAAGGCCUACUCAGCCAGGAUCUGAUUUAUUUAUUUAGUACAUACUGUAGCUUAGACCACUGCCACAUAACACAGCAUUUAAACUCAGCAGUCUACUCUCAUUGAUAUAAUGAACAAAACAUUAGAAACACCUCUCUGUAUAAUGCAAUACAAGUCAACAGCACCACAAACUGCAGCCUCCAAAAUUACCAUAAAGUUGAAUCAACAACUCUUUAAAACAGUUUCAACAAAAACUGAACAUUAAAACUGUUGUAUUAGACUGCAUUAGUUUUAGCUAGGUGUACCUAAUAAACUGGCAUGAUUGUGGCUGAGUGUGUGUAGCCUAAGCUAGCAAUGUAUAAAACAGAUAAAGCAAGAAAAUACACACAAAACAACACUAAAGUCAAGAAACACAUUCAAAACAGCAUAAAACACAAAUCUUCACAGCAGAAAACUCAAGAAAAUAUACACAAAAUGAAACAAGAAAGCGUUAAAAACAGCAAAAAUCAACAAGAAUAUACAAAACAAACAAUGAUACAAGAAAAUGAAAACUCAGUGACAAGUACCAGGUCCUUCAUAACUGUCGCCUCUUUAAAGUCUGUUUCACCUUUUGUUUAAAAUGAUCCCAGUAAUGAUCCAUUUUGAGAGCUGUGGAUCAGGAGUUCAUCAUAUUGAUCCCCUGAACAGAGAAAGUCGCCUGUAGACGCACUCAGAGUUACUGAGCCAGAAACCCUGAGAGGCAGCACCAUGUCACGCAGCACUGUAGGAGCCUGUUAUUUAGACAUUUAGAGUUUAAUGUAAGCAAAUUUAACGAAAUGAUCCAAACUUAAUUAGGGUAACACCUAAUUUUACCCCCCCCAUAAGCAAACUUUUAAUAAUUAUAACACACUAUAAUGUAGUUGUAAGCAGAUAUAAGGUCUUUUUUAAGUGUUUAUUAACGUAUUUGUCGACAACUUUAACUCGUCCUGUGAAGCAUCCGUAACUGCAUGCUGGUAUAUAGAUAACAGAUAAUGAAUGACAAUAUAACACAGUUGUAAUAAUAUAAAAUCUGUCUUUGUAGGAGAAGUUAGAAUUGUUGAAAAUAUUGUACAUUAAUAAACACACAAAGCAAAAGUAUAAAUAACACACUUUUUUUGUAUCAUAAGAAAAACAAAAAAAUAAUAAUUUUGGGAUCAAAAUCUGAGAAAUUGUAAUUAUUCCAGUGUAACAGUAACAACUGUUUGUUUAUGUAGUGUCUUAACUUGUGAACUGGUUAAACUUUGCCCUUUCCUCCCCCCCCCCACUGGCCAGCAGGUGCCUGUGUGAGGUGAAUGGCUGAGGGGAAAAUGGGACCUCUGUUCUCCACUGUCCCGGGAAAUGAGCUGGAAAAUGAGGGGCGGGGAACCACACCCCCUUCUCAGGACCCGCUGCACUCCUCUUUUGGCUCGUCGCUGUCUCUUUCCCCCUCGAUCCAUGUUGUUUGAAUACAGCUGCGAUGUAUGAAUUUAGCAGGGUGCUUAAACAGGCCGACGAUCUGUCACUCUGUUUCUCUUACCCCGUCCACCCCAACCUGACCUCACUUGACUGGCAGAGCCAAACUUACUCGGUCCUUCAUUCAAACUCAAUCUGCUUUCAGCCCCUCUCAAAGCCUGUUUUAUAAGCAAAGGCCUUGUUGACAGCUUUAAACCCCAUAUUCUCUCGCUAAUGCUACAAUCGACUAAGUGUGGGAGGAUUAUGGUGUCUUCAUGUUGUCAUUAUGCUGGGUGUCUUAGAAAAGCUGUUAUCUGCGGUAGAUGAUGUGGCUGAAGCUCUUCCCUCUGUGUUUGAGAUCUGAGCCUUGAGUUUGUUUUUCAAAACCAGAAGUAUUUUAUAGACGCUUUACAAUUUUCGAGGUGUGUUUUUGUAUAGUCGUCAGUUUUAUGGACUAGUGACUAGUUGUCCCUCUUGUUUCACACUUUUAUUCACAUCUUUUGUCACUUACCUAGCUUAAAUUGAACACCUUUUCUGGCUGACUUACAACUUAAUAAGAGUAUUUUAAAGGAGAGACAUUGCGCUGUUGUGUUGUAAAAUUAUCAGCGGCCUCACUGGCAGACAGUUGUGAUAGAAGAGUCUGGAAAAAGGCAAAUAUAAUUGAAAAAAACAUUGAUACCCGCCAGCCCUUGAAUAGAGUUUGAGCUGCUUCCUUCAGGGCGAAGGUUUAGACUGUCCAGGGCCAUGUGCAAUCAUUUCAACAUAAACUUUUAGUUUGUACAAUAAAAUCUCUUCAUUUGCACUCCAGCAAUUAAUUUGCACCAAAAAGUCCCUGUCACUUUUUAACUUGUUCUUAUUUACUGGUUUUACCUGUUUUUGAUUUGUUUUUACUUACUUGUUUUCAUUGUAUUCACUGUUAUUGUGUGUUACUCUUUCAAAGUAUUUCUUUUUUUUUCCAAUCUGUGAUAUUUCUUUUUAUUAAUCUGUUUUAUUGAUGGAUGAGUCUUGCUGCAUGCCAAAUUUUUCAUGCGGGACAAUAAAGAUUGAACUGAA